Molecule: messenger RNA, 1660 nt
Organism: Momordica charantia (bitter melon)
Lineage: Eukaryota; Viridiplantae; Streptophyta; Magnoliopsida; Cucurbitales; Cucurbitaceae
Gene: HEI10
Product: RING/U-box superfamily protein
Biological process (GO): chiasma assembly
Source: RefSeq, a predicted model, not a curated record
UUCGAAGUUUUGUCCAUUCGCGCGACAGUAACCAGAGAUCGCAACUCCGAAGAACAUUUCCCGCCAAAUUCGAUCUUCAUCGACCGCUCUCUGAGGUUUUCGAUUUCUCUUUUUCUCCAGUGUUUUCAAGCGUUUAUGCUCUUCAAAAUUGUUCAGAUUCGCAUUUCCAAUUGAACACGGGGGAAGGCUGAAGAUUGGAUUCAUAUUCUUUGCGGUGAAGAUUUUGUCUGAGAAUUUCGAGAUUUCGAUCGACAGAGAAGUGGGACCUAAGUAACCAACACCACACUCCCUGGUCUAUGAUUUCCCCAGUAUUCCAUGGAAUUAGAGAUUACUUCUGAAGGUUAAUAAUGAAAUGCAAUGCUUGCUGGAGAGAACUUGAAGGCCGAGCUAUCUCGACAACUUGUGGUCACCUGUUGUGCCAAGAAGAUGCGAGCAAGAUCCUUGGCAAUGAUGGAGCAUGCCCAAUUUGUGAUCAAGUUCUUUCUAAAAGUCUCAUGAAACCUGUGGACAUCAAUCCAAAUGAUGAAUGGGUAAAUAUGGCCAUGGCUGGUAUAUCUCCUCAGAUUUUAAUGAAAAGUGCAUAUAGAAGUGUAAUGUUCUAUAUUGGACAAAAGGAAUUGGAAAUGCAGUACAAAAUGAACAGAAUCGUGGCUCAAUGCCGGCAGAAAUGUGAGGUGAUGCAAGAAAAGUUUACCGAGAAACUGGAGCAGGUGCAUACUGCAUACCAAAAAAUGGCCAAGAGAUGCCAGAUGAUGGAGCGAGAGAUGGAGAAUUUAACCAAAGACAAACAAGAGCUCCAGGAGAAGUUUGCUGAAAAAUCCAGGCAGAAGAGGAAACUAGAUGAAAUGUAUGAUCAAUUGAGGAAUGAUCAUGAAUCACUAAAACGUUCUGCCAUCCAGCCUGUGAGCAAUUUUUAUCCAAGAAAUGAGCCUGAUUUGUUCUCAAACCCUGUUAAUAUGAUGGAUAGCAGAGAACCCAUGAGGAAAGACUGGCUGGUGUCCGCUCCUGAAACCCCAGGACCAAGAGAGGAAAUAUGGCCAGCAAGACAGAAUAGCGGGAACUCUGGUGGUCACUUCGACAUUUCCGUUGGGUCACCUCCGAAACAAGCUCCUCCAAUGGCAAUGGAAGCUGGAAACAGAAGAGCUGGAGCUCACACUGCGUUUGGAACUGGAGCUGCCAACCCCUCCAUGACUCUACGCAACUUGAUUCUGUCCCCAAUCAAACGACCUCAGCUCUCUCGUCGCCCUCAAAUGUUCACAUUGUGAGAUGGAAGUUGACAAGUUGACAUUGGUGGACCAAAAGGCCUGAUCAACUCGCUCGCUUUAAGGUUCUAUUCACUUUUUUCUUUUCAUAGUUUGAAGCCAAAUGUGAAGGAUCACACAAGAAAAUAGGAUGCUGCCUUUUUAUCUUCCAGUUCGUGGACCAUCAAAUCUAACAAAAAUUAACUUCCACCACCAACACAAUCUUUUCUUCUUCUUCUUCCUUGAAUGAAAAACCACAAAAGAAACACAAAUGUAGGAUUCAUUAGUAAUAUUAAGACUUCUACCAUGUUUCUUUUGUCAACAAAUCAGACAUUAUGAAGAUAGCCCUCAUCUGAAGAAAAGGUACACAUUAUACUUAGCAUAUGGUUGUUAUUGCUUCAUUUCCUGAAUAGGGAAAG